GAGAGAUUCUGAAUAAGGAGAAAGAAAUUAUUUUUUAAAAAGGGAUAUUCUGGGCUUGAACAGUACAAUUGAAAUGAAAAUUAUACUAGAAAGGCUCAACAUCAGAUUAUAUAUGGCAGAGGAAAGAAGAUUGAACCUGAAGAUAGACUGAUAGAAAUUAUCCAGUCUGAAGAACAGAGAAGAGAAUAAUUGAAGAAACAUGAACAAAGCUUUAGAGACCAGAGGGACAGCAUUAAACCUGCCAACAGAUGUAUAAUGGGAGUCCAGAAAUAGAGAGAAGGGCAGGAAAAAAAUAAUGGAAAAAAUAAUGGCCAACGUCUUCCAGAAUUUAAUGUAUUUAAAGACAUUAAAUACAUAUCCAAAAAAUUCAACAAAUCUCAAGUGGGAUAAAUACAAAGAGAUUCACACCUAGACUCAUCAUAGCAGACAUUUGAAAGAGAAAAAUCUGCAAGAGAAAAAUGACAUAUAUGCAGGAGAGUAACAAUAUGAUUAACAGCCGACUUCCCACAUAAAACAACGAAAGGCAGAAGAGAAUGAAAUAACACAUCAAAGUGCUGAAAAAAACGGUUAACCAAAAAUUCUAUUAUCCAGCAAAUUUUUCUUCAGAAAUGAAGGCAAAAAUAAAAGCAUUUCUACAUACACAAAGACUAAAGAAUUCAUUGCUAAAAUCCUGCAAAUAUAUUGUAAAACAAAUGAAGCCAGAUACAAAAGACUACAUGUGUAUGAUUCUAUUUAUAUAAAACUCCAACAGACAAAAGAAAUCUAUGAAAUUAGAAGUCAGAGCACUGCUUACCUUUGGAGGGAGGUAGUGACUAGCAGGGGCCAUGAGGGGGAAUUUCUGGAGCAUUAGUUACUUGUGAUUCUGGCACACUUCUGCAUAUAGUUUCCAUCAAUAAAAGUUUACUAAAACAAAAAAGGAAGCUUGAUCAUGUCACUCCCUCCCCUAUGUUUGAUUCCCUUUAUUGUUUUCCCUUUGCUUCCCUUUCCUUCCCAGUCUCAGCAAACCUGUGACCUCCAAGGUGCUCUCUGGUCCGGCCUCUGCCCACAUCUCCAGCAUCAUUUCUCAUUACCUAGUACACUAGCCACCUUGGCCUUCUGCUAUUCCUCAAGUGUUCCCUGCUUCAAUCCUGCCACAGGGCCUUUGCACACGCUUGUCCCCCUGGCCCAGAGCCCCAUUGAGACCAGCUUACCCUUUAACUCCAGCCACUCCCCAAGUGUGAUCUACUCAUUACCCAUCCAAGUCUAGUUCUUUUGUUUUGUUUAGUUCUUAGAAUUAUAGUCCUCUCCUUCAGAGCACGCAUCUUCAUUUGUCAUUAUGGAUUCACAGGGUAAUUAUUUGCCUGCUGUUUUGUCUUUCCCACUAGUCCAUAAGUUUUAGAAGGUCUGACUAUGUCUUCAUCUGUGUUGUAUCUCCAGCACCAUGUCUGGCACGUAGUAGGCAUCUGAUAACUCUCUGUUCAAUGACUAUAAAAGUACUUAAGGCUAUACAAAUCUUCAGUCUAAUUAGAGCACACUGUGGAAAGCCUACCAGACUAAGAAAGUUUAGAUUUUUUUUUAUAAGCUACAAGGAGUCAUUGAAGGUUUUGGAGAAAAGGAGAUAGGUGAGCUGAGCUUUGUUUUAAUAAGAUCUCUGUAGAAAUGGAAGUGGAGAGCCCAUAAAGGAGGCUGUGGCAGAAUCCAAGUGAUGGACAGUGCCUAAAGAGGGACAGUGGCCAAGAGGGGAAACCAGUGUCUUGCUCCACUCUGACCCCCAUGGACAGCCUGACAGUGACCUCACAAUCACCCUCUGGAUCUCCUACCCUUGAAGGUUAAUAUCCCGGCUCUGGCCUAACGCUGCCCUUUAUGUUCACAUUUAUGUUCACAUCUAGGGGACAAAACCCUACCAUCUGAGUCAUCCAGGCCAGCAACCAGAGGCAGAGGGUUCAACAAAGCAAGAGUGUGCCACCUUUCCACCCAAGGCAUGACCAAGGCUCCAUGAUGACAGAGUAUUCAGAGGACCUGAAGGAUUCCCUGCCCACAGAAAGGAAGUAUGUGUGGAGGACGGCCGAGGAGAGGCGGAUGUCAGACCUCAAGUGGGUGUUGGAGUGGCUGGAGCGGAGGCAGGGGAAGAAGAAGCAAGCUCUCCAGAAGAACAAACCCAAGGCGGUGACGCUCUCUGCAGCACAUGUGAAGGAAGAAAAGAAAGCCCAAAAGGUCCAGAACCAGCAGGGAGGGAACCACCAGGUGGCAUUCUCUAAGCAGCUCCCCUCCCAGGCCUCAGGGCAAAGCUCCAGAGAGGGGGGAAGGCUCUACAGAGUGGAAGCAAAGGGAAAACGCUUCAGCAGCAUGACCCCGGGCAACUACCCCAAGGAUGCACCUAGGAAAUCUGACUUAGACAUCAAGGAUGAAAUCACCCAAGAGUCCACUCAGCGCUCAACGCCAUACCAUCAACAAAGCAUCAUAGAACCCAUGUUACAGGAUGCUAUCUUUGUCCCACGGAAGUCAACCCUCUUGCGAGAUUGGGUUGGCAAGACGCCCGACGCCUCCUACGAGCGUAAGCUGAAGAGCCUCAUGGAGAAGGGCAGCGAGCCCAAGAUGGAGACGGUGAGGAUGCUGAAGCCAGAAGAGGUGCUGAGCUGCCGAUACCUGAGGUUGUCCAAGAACAAUAUUCGAACUUUGCUCAAGCUGUGCAAGGAUGCAGGAAUGAACGAGGACAUCCACCCCCACGUGGUUGAAGAAGAGAGAGAUGCUAAAAAGGUGUUCAACCAAAACAUCAGUGUAGCCCUCUAAAUAGCUCCUCUUCCCGGCCACCUCAAGCCCCCUCCGCUGUUGGACCCUCGGCCAUCAGACGCCACCCUCUGGCACACCACACCUGGCUCUUCAGACCUGGGGCAUCCCCUUACGACAGUAGCGAUCAGGAAACAAGGUUAGACUGCUUGGAUCAUUGCACUGACGUAGUGUUUUGUCCUCGCCAUCCAAGUCAGAACCAACGCAGGAGAAACUAUAGGUUUCCUCCCCACCCCCCAAAGAACACUCCUUGAAAAAGCCUUCUUAGAAAGGAAGUCUUAGAAGAAGUGAGAAAUGGGAGCCCAGAGCCUCCAGAGGGAUUUCAGGAGAGACAAAGUACUGAGGGGCUGUUGGGGACACAUACACCCCAGGUCUUGCCCAGCCAUCCCCACUACCUCCUGUGGCGGACACGGCUCUGCGGGGAGCUGGCCCUCGUGUGUGUAGGGUGGGAAGCUGAUCGGGAGGGCAGGAGGGAGAGGACUCUGUCAACUCAGGUAAACAAGGAUUACUCAGAGAAGUCACAGAGAGCAAGGAACUGGCUCAGAGUCACACAGGCGAGAAGCGGCAGGGCUGGGAUGGGAAGAGUGUCCUCACCUUAGUCUCCCGUUCUUGCCUGACGGAGCUCCUGGCAAAUCCUGCCCGACAGUUCGGAGAUGCUGCCUUCCUCUCAUGCAGCAACGGCCAAUGGAGGUCCCUGUAAGCAUUCAAGUAAGUUCAAAUCCCAACUGCCCCACUUACUAGCUGUGUGACUUUUGGCAAGUUACCACCCUUCUCUGUGCCUUUGUUUCCUCAUCUGUAAAAUGGGGCUAAUGAUGGAACCUGCUGAGCAGGGAUGCUGAGAAGAGGAAACGAGAGCUUCCAUGUGAAGCAUGAAGCACAGACAUUGACACACAAGAGCUCGAUAAACGUGUGAGCUGUUUCCCUAGUUUCUACAGUGAAUGAGGAGCAGAUUUCCCAGCCCCGGCUUCCCCAGGAGGGGUCCUUAAAACUGGGCCUAUCGAUGUUGAGUCAAACCCUGUUGAAAAGCUGCUGAUUCCAAACCCGUGCCCUUCGUGGUAAGUCCAAAAAUUAAAUGGCCCCUGAGCCCUCCAGGGCUAGUGAACACCCCCAGGGGAUCAGAUAUAGCCGCUGGUCCAGCUGGGCCCCACUAACCAGGUUUUACUUUCUGCCUCCAUAUACGAAAAGGGCAGGGAUUCCACUGCCCCCCACCCCAUAUGCUUUUUAAAUCUCCAUGCCCUAUCUCGAGGCUCCAAAGUGACCCCUCUGAGGUGAGUGGCUCUCUCCACUGAGAGUCACUGCCCUUGGGAGUCAGAGCAAAAGUGUGGAGGUUUCCAAUCCCCCCAUGCACCCACUCAAGUCACCACUAAGGGAAGGCAGAGCCCCUUAGGGUUGUGGGCAGCUCAGAGACGUGUGCCCGGAGCACGGCAGCCCGGCGAUGUUUGGACAGAGCCCACAGCUAGAAUCUCAAGAAACCAGCUGUGAACAAUUAGACGAUAGUCCCUUUCUCCAGCAAAUACCUGUUCUUGGGGAGAACCAGCUCUUCUAAAAGGGGAAAGAAAGGUAUUUCCUGAGCAUCACCAAGUGUCAGGCACUUUGUCGGUAUUGUCACAUUCAAAAUCAAAACCUAAAACCAUCUUCAGAGGCAUUCACUUCGUCCCACUGACUCAGUGGUCUGCAUGAGUCACUGCCAACCUCUUUCCUGCACUGAGUGCUCUCACCUCCAGGAAGUCCUUCUGCCUAUCUAAUCUGCCUCUCUCUUGCUGCCGUUUGAGCCCAUGUUCUCUCCUUUGAGCCACAGGGGAAAGGGAGGAGAAGUCAGUCUCCUUUGUCUAAUAAAUAUUCAUAUUCAGGGAGGAUGUGUACUGAGGAAAAAAUGCACAGAUGAAAUGGCCCUGAGAAGUUAAACGUCAGAUACAUCACUGAGAGCCGCUGUGUGAUAUGACAAUGACCAUUUGGCCUUUCCAACUUCAUACUUGUUUUUUCAGUUUUCUGUCACAUAAUUCCAUUUGAUUAUUUCUCCAGUGUCCUUUCCACACCCCUCUUAAAAUGCAUUGAUCAAGGCUGGAUCUAGCCCAGUUUUCUAAUAAGGUGCCAAAGACUGAGUUCUUUCUGGUAAGAAGGAUUGACUCCAAGGUGACUAUAAAUUCCGUUCAUUCAUUCGUUUGCUCUCCCUCCACCAAUUAUACUGUAUGGCAGGCUUGCUGCAUUCCCCUUAUGGUUCAUCAAGACCGCUGGGUUCUUUUCUGCAGGGCUGGAGUUUUACAUCAGCUUUUUCUCCACAACUCACUAGGAGACCCAGAGGCAGGGAGGUGCUCAGGCAGAGGGAAGCCCAGCCCUUCUGACGUCACAGAGGAGCCAGGAGAGGUGCCACCUUUCCAACCUCUAAUCUGGAGCUCUCCUCGCCAGGUGGAGUGGUCAGGUGAUGCAGAGCAGGACGUUUGUGAUUCUAACACUCCAGUAAUUAUCUCCACUGCACCACCCAGUUCCUUAAAUCCAUCACGGCCCACAUUCUCUCUGACCUUCACAAGUUUGGAUUGAGGAAAGAGCAGAUCUUCAGCUCACCUAGUUCAUCUGCUUCUGAUCAUAUCACGUAUUUACUGAGCCCCACCAGGCCCUGUGGCUGGGCCGGGGACUCAGUAGUUAAGAAGGCCUGGUCCUGCUGGCUUGGGCCAUAUGGUCCUGAAGACAGAGGAGUAAACAGUAAAAUCAGUGAAGUGCAGAGAGCAUGUGAAGUGCCUGGGAGACCUGGGGGAGGACCGCACCAUGGGCUGGG
Messenger RNA from Delphinapterus leucas (beluga whale), 5539 nucleotides. The record is from RefSeq and is a predicted model, not a curated record. Lineage: Eukaryota; Metazoa; Chordata; Mammalia; Artiodactyla; Monodontidae.